AUCAUCGUUCGUACAAUGCGAAAAGGGAAGUUGAAAGAAGUGGGAGAGGGACAUCGCGGAGCCUUAUGAAAUCUAGCGUUAUAGUUGCUGGCUGGGGACGCGACACACUGUGAAGUGCCACAAAUAUUGUCCUGGAGACACCAUUCACUAUAACUAGCUUCCUCUUUCUGCUGGGUAUUCUCAACAUUUUUUCACAGUAAAUCAGCGGCCAGAGGAAGAGACCGGGCAGUGUGACAUGGCAAGUAGAGGCGGAGCUACACGACCCAAUGGGCCAAAUGCAGGCAACAAGAUCUGCCAAUUCAAGCUCGUGCUUUUAGGAGAGUCAGCCGUGGGAAAGUCGAGUCUCGUACUUCGUUUCGUCAAGGGACAGUUUCAUGAAUUCCAAGAGAGCACAAUCGGAGCUGCCUUUCUGACUCAGACAGUAUGUUUGGACGACACAACAGUCAAGUUUGAAAUCUGGGACACAGCUGGUCAGGAGCGCUACCACAGUCUGGCUCCCAUGUACUACAGAGGUGCCCAGGCAGCCAUUGUGGUGUAUGAUAUAACAAAUGAGGAGUCAUUUGUACGGGCGAAGAACUGGGUUAAAGAGCUUCAGAGACAAGCCAGUCCAAAUAUUGUAAUAGCUCUGGCUGGGAACAAGGCUGAUCUCGCAAACAAGAGAGCACUGGACUUCCAGGAUGCACAAUCAUACGCAGAUGACAACAGCUUGCUUUUUAUGGAAACAUCAGCAAAGACUUCUAUGAACGUGAAUGAGAUCUUCAUGGCCAUUGCAAAGAAGUUGCCCAAAAAUGAGCCUCAGGCGGCCGGAGCCAGCAGCGGGCGGAACCGGGGAGUGGACCUGACAGAGACGGCUCAGCCCACCAGCCGUCCCUGCUGCAGUAACUAACCCAGCUCUUCCUGCUCACCCCCCCAAAACACACACACACAUACACACAUCCCCUGCCCCCCCUGCCCUCCUCUCAGCUGAACAACAUCUGGACAUCGGGCUCCUUGGCUUCCUGACCGUCAACCUCACUCCCCUGGAAUAGCUAAAAGACUCUGUAUAGCUGCAUUUCUAAUACCUUUUGGGUUUUUUUUGUUGAUGUUUUUUUUUUUUAACUUUUUUUAAGAAGUGUAUAUCAGUAUAAUGGAUGCAUGUAUCACUACAACGCCUAAAACAACACAUUUGUAUCUCUUCUUCAGUUGUAAGACUAACCCCGUGUCAGAAAGACGAGCGAGCGAGAAGCCUGUGAACGUGUGAUUGUCUCGUGUGUGAAGUGUGAUUUGCUGAUGAGAAGGCGUAGCCUCAUUUGUCGCUUCACAGGGGCCGGCCGGAUGUCGCCUGAUACUCUUUGUGUGCGGCUAAAAUUAUGCUCGCAAACCAAAUUGUUCCCAUCUUAAGACGCCUGGCUUCUCAGACCGUCAGCGUACGGAGAAGGUGCCAGGAAAGGACUGUUGCGUAAAACCAAGAAUCCCUCCCUCCACACAUCUGUUACACAAGAAGACAUCUUCAUCCAAGGCUCGAAAUGGAAAGUGCGGAAAAUAAAUUUAGUACUGUCCAGUUUUUGGAAAAGUUGGAAAUUGCACACAAGAAAGUCCUUUUUGAGAGUUAAGAAGACAAACUGCAUCGGCUUCCCAUUACGUGCGACCAUCUGUAGAGCGAUAUGGGCUUGUCACGUUGCCACACAUCAUAUUGAACAGCGAGUCUUGGAAGAGUGGGAACAUCAGGAACCGACACCUUCAGGCCCGCAUGAGGCCGGUAUGACAGGAUUUUUAAAUUUAGCCUUGCUGUUUAUUUGCAUUGAUGUUUGAAGUCCAUCGCAGACGUCCCAUGUUAAAUUGCGACCCUGAUUUGGCUUCACGUGGAAAAGAAAACCCGCAGGAAACUUGAAGACUGUUGAACAUCAUGCUUUGUGAGAUGUCUUGCGAAGACUUGAACAUAGUCCUAUGUUAAACUCUUGUCUUUGUUGAUCUGCUCUGUUUCUGUUCAGGCCAGUAGUCGACCUGCAUCAAUUUGGAGGAUCUCAAUCAAAAGGGGGGAUUGUUUUUAGAAUAGAUUUCUGAGAGCACACACAGAAAAUUGGACUACUACCCAUUAUCACAAGUCUGUGGAAAAAAUAUACUCUAAUGUUGUUAUAGGGUGCAAUGUUGCAAUGUUGUCUUCUUCCUCCUUUAGUACAGCUUGCAGAGCUCAUGAGCUCACCAGGAAAUUAUUUAGAGAUUCCGAACAAUUGUACAGUUCAAUAUAGCUCUGCUUUUUAUUUUAUUUUAUUUUAAUUUUAUUUUCAUCCUCGGCCUUGUCACAAACAGGUCAAAUGUUAAGCAGUGGUGGUCUUUUUAGGUAUAUGUAGUGUUAUUAACAAACUCCCUCUCUGGUGUCUUGUUACUUUUCUCAGAAAUGGUCCAUGGUCAUGUUUGAAAGGAACUUUUAUUGCAUUGCACAGUGUUGGUCAUGUUUUAAUUAAUGACUGCCCUUCGAUUUUAUAUGACAGACUGUCUUGGACUUGCUAACCUACGGCUACAAGCAGGUAGCAUAAUUAAGCUUACUGGUGGUCUCUCUUACAGCUCAAUGAAUUUUAAUGAUAAAACAGCAUUACUAGUGAUGGGCUGAUCAGUUUUGAGUGUCUGAAUACAACUUAAUAAAUUCAAUAAAGAGGUCUCUUGUAUGCCUCCUUGCUCUGA
Chelmon rostratus (copperband butterflyfish) is the source of this 2661-nucleotide messenger RNA. It is a transcript of the gene rab5ab, whose product is annotated as RAB5A, member RAS oncogene family, b. Lineage: Eukaryota; Metazoa; Chordata; Actinopteri; Chaetodontiformes; Chaetodontidae. Gene Ontology annotation, molecular function: GTP binding; GTPase activity. The record is from RefSeq and is a predicted model, not a curated record. The coding region runs from base 236 to 886 and encodes 216 amino acids. The transcript is spliced from 6 exons.